Molecule: messenger RNA, 2090 nt
Organism: Leptomonas pyrrhocoris
Lineage: Eukaryota; Euglenozoa; Kinetoplastea; Trypanosomatida; Trypanosomatidae
Exons: 1
Coding region: 159-2090 (643 amino acids)
Source: RefSeq, a predicted model, not a curated record
GGAACGUGGAUGACGCAGUGACGUCAAUAGAAGACCCCAAAAAGUUCACAAUGAUCGACAGCAACGUAUUCGAUAGAAACACUCAACCGCUACCUCUUCAAAAGGGAAAGAAAAACAAGAUCAUAGAGCGGUAGAACACCGCACGGUUUUGCUUCGCGAUGGCGGACAACGACGUCGAUGAAAUUUUGCAGAAGUUCUUCGUCACCAUCGCUGAAAAGGACGCCGAUGCCUUCAAGUUGUACGAGGACAACAAGCGGAUGCGCGAUUUGGUGGAGCAGACGUUGCGCGCCCGUGAGGAGCUCGAGAGCCGCCACCACACAACGAUUGUACUCGUGAAGAGCUUGCAGACCGCGUUGGACGAAAAGGAACGCCUGAUUGCGGCGCAAGACAGCGAGAACGCGGCGUGGCGGGAGCACAUCGCGGAGCUCCGCGCGCUGCUGGACCGCCCAUCCGAACUCCAGCACGGCCUGGGGGAUGUCGUGGAAGAUGUGCGGAACAUGUCGGCCGAGCUGCGCAGCUUGCGGCACGCUUUCCAGUACGCGCAGUGGUGCUGUGAUGGAUGGGAGCAGUACGCGGCCGAGGCGGUUGUGCAGCAGGAAGUUCGAGAGCGAGCCGCGCUGGAAGAAACCGCAAUGACGCUGCUGGACACUCUGCGGCAACACACAAUGCAGCUGUAUUUUGUUAUGCGCGAUGCCAAGGCGCAAAACACGACGUCUUCCGGGGCUGUGAAGCAAUGGGAGGCAUGGUAUGCCACGGUCGAAGACGAACGUGCGAAGCUCGUGGAGAUGCAUGAAAAGGCCUUGCGUUUCGCAGAGCUGGAGGCGAAGGAGCAGCAAGACCGUGCGGAAGCCCUUCGACAUGAACUGAACACGACAAAAGAGACCUUGGAGUUGCAGGCACGCGACGAGGACCAUCAGUUGCAGCUGCGCAACGUAGAACAAGAGAGCUCAGCACAGUUGAUGACACUGAUGGAGGGCCGCUGCCGGUCUGCGGAAACGAAUUGGGCUGCUACAGUUCAUCAGCUGCGUUGUGUCGUUCAUCUGCUUGCCGCGGCUCAAAGAGAGAAAGACGACUACACAGCGAAGCACGAGCUGGUGCUUCUCACCCUCGAGCACACCCGGCAGCGUCUCUUCAAGCUCACCAAGCAACUCGACCAGCUGAAGCAGCAGCAGAGCGAACUGGAAGACCUGCAGCAACGUUGUAGUGGGCAGCAGGAAGACCUGCGCACUCUCCGUGAGAAAUACCUGGCUGUCACGGACAAGGAACGAAGCCUGCGGCAGCAGCUACAUAGUUCAACAGAAACUGCCGCCACGAAACUGCAAGCGGCUGAAGAAGCGGUCUCGACCAGCCAACGCCACCGCUUCUCCCUGGAGGAGCGGCUGCGCGCAACGCAAGACGAGCUGAAAGUGCUGCUGAAGGAAGUCGCAAAUCUGCGCCGGCAGAGCGAGGAGCAUCGCGCAACGCAGGCGGUGCUGCAGGCAACGCAAGAGCAGCUCCGCGAAACGGAGAAGCACUCCUUCAACUUUCAAGUCGCGUUGGACAGGCUGAAGGAGGAGCAGGAAACACAACUGCGUGCGGUAGAGGCACGGCAUUCAGACGAGCUGGCCGCGUUGAAAUCGGCGCACAGCGAAGAGCUUGACCGCGAGGCGCGAGUGGCGCGCUCGGCAGUCGAAGAAGCGGAGACGACGCUGAAACGCGCGCGGGACGCACAUGCGAAAGACAAAGAUGAACUCCAACGCGAGUUGCAGGAGUGGAUACACGAGGUAGAGGCGCAACGGCGCGAGAAGGCCGCUCAACAGGACCGACUUGACGCGGAACGAUCAGCGAGGCAGCUGCUGGAGCGUCAGUAUCGCCAAGAGACGAGUGUGGUGCGCAGCGUGAUGAUGGAGCACAGCCGCGAAGAAGCUCAGCGUGGCCCGCAACUGGCAGAAUUGGAGGUGCAGGUGCGUUCCAUGACACAACGCAACGAGCUGCUGGAAGAGGCAUGCCGUCGCAGUGCGAGCGUCAUCGCUCAGCUGCGUGAGACGCUGCAUCGCGAGCAGAUGGUGUGCCGCACCCUUCGACAGCGUGCCGCUGCGUUGACCCCAUGA